AUGCCAGUUCUUUCACUGCUGGUCAUGGAGAUCACUUCUCUCCCAAGCAGUCACUUCUGUGAGUAUGAGAGGACCACUUGGAGGUGUUGGGACACUCAAGCUGGUUUUCUGUUGCUGAUUUUUUGGGGUUGAUUGGUUGGUUUGUUUGCUAUGUCAAGUGUAGGAAUGAAGCAAAACUGCUUUCAUAAAGUGUUGUUUGCCUCUGGUGUUAACAAAGUUAACUGAUGUUAACUUUGGACUUCAGAAAAGAUAAGUAAAACUUGUGAGUAAAAACAAUUCAACAAAACUCUGAAACCUUUAUAUUUCCCCUGUAAAGUCCCAUUCAUUUACUGUUGUUGUUGAAGGCUGUAUGUUGUGUCCCAUCUGACUUUAGCAUUUCUUUCAGCUUUUAGACAGAGAACACACAGGAAAAAAGCAGGCAGAAGACAACAAUAGCCCCGAAUGCAGCGAGCCAGGAACCAUGGAUCUGAAAUUCACUUCAUCAAGAAAAUACAUUUCCAUCAGUGUACCCUCCAAAUCUCAAGCUAUGUCUCCCCAUAUCAAAUCAGUAGAUGAUGUUGUAGUUCUUGGCAUGAAUCUCAGCAAAUUUAGCAAACCUACUCAAUUUUUUAUCUGUGUUUCUGGAGUUUUUAUGUUUUAUCUAAUCUAUGGAUAUUUACAGGAAUUGAUAUUUUCAGUGGAAGGUUUUAAACCUUUUGGUUGGUACCUCACUUUAGUGCAAUUUGGAUUUUAUUCCAUUUUUGGACUAAUAGAAUUGCAGUUGAUUCAGGACAAAAGAAGAAGAAUUCCUGGCAAAACCUACAUGAUAAUAGCAUUUUUGACAGUGGGAACUAUGGGUUUGUCAAAUACCUCUUUAGGAUAUCUGAAUUACCCUACUCAAGUCAUCUUCAAGUGCUGUAAACUGAUUCCAGUUAUGAUAGGUGGGGUUUUUAUACAAGGAAAACGUUACAAUAUUGUAGAUGUGUCUGCUGCCUUGUGUAUGAGCCUUGGAUUAAUAUGGUUUACUUUAGCUGACAGCACAGUUGCACCAAACUUCAACUUGACAGGUGUGAUCCUAAUAUCCCUUGCCCUCUGUGCAGAUGCAGUUAUAGGAAAUGUACAGGAAAAAGCUAUGAAGUUGCACAAUGGUUCUAAUUCAGAAAUGGUUUUGUAUUCCUAUUCAAUAGGUUUUGUGUAUAUUUUAUUUGGAUUAACAUGCACUAGUGGAUUAAGCCCUGCAGUAACAUUUUGCUCAAAGCAUCCAGUUCAGACUUAUGGUUAUGCAUUCCUUUUCUCCCUGACUGGAUAUUUUGGCAUAUCCUUUGUUCUAGCUUUGAUUAAAAUCUUUGGUGCCCUUCUCGCUGUAACAGUAACAACAGGAAGAAAAGCAAUGUCCAUUGUGCUUUCUUUUUUGUUCUUUGCAAAGCCAUUCACGUUACAGUACGUGUGGUCAGGCUUACUGGUUGUCCUUGGUAUAUUUCUUAAUGUUUACAGUAAGAAUAUGGACAAAAUCAAACUGCCUUCACUGCUUGGUCUUUGGAAAAAAAGUGUGGAAGAAAGAAAAUCAAGGACGUUGUCACAAACUGUAUAGACAGUGGUUCAUGCCUUGUCUAGACUUUGACUUACUAUUUCAUCAUACAGUCUUCAACUGAUUCACUUUCCAAAGGGAAUGUUAUUUAAACCAAAGGAGCUGAAAGGCAUAUUGUCUGCUUGCAGAUUGCUAUAAGUGCACACUUUCAUGAGCCCUUUCUUCAGAGCACUUGAAUUCAUCACAAACGGUGUUGUAGGCCAUUGCCAGAUGGUUUUAUCAGCAAUGAAGGACAGCAGCUCCUGGCAAACUGCUGAGAAGCUGCACUCAAGUGAGACAUGGUAGAAGACUGGUUUGGGCAUUUUAAUAAUAUUGACCAUGUGACUGAUCUGAAAUGAGUGGUUCUUUGUUAAUUGUCUAGGUGGGGUAAUUUAAAUGUAAUACUGUACUAAUCACCAACUGGUUGACCAAAUCGUGUAUUCAAAGGUGGAAGGUUUAGAAUACAGUAUGUUCUCACUCUUUUAUAUUUUAAAUAAAAAUGUUGGGGUUUGUUUAAGUUAUUUUUUAGGUCAUCACAGAACUUGAUAUUUAUUUUAAUAAUUGAAAUUUUAAUGAAAUCCUAGUGUUUCUCUUUUUGUAGUAUUGCUUGCAAGUCACAAAACUGAGAUUGAGUUUAUGCAGUCAACACUCAUGCUCAUGCUAGGAGGAAAUGGGCUUUUAAGCUUGAAUGGGGUGAGAUGGAAACAUUGGUGUAAGAAACUGUUAUUUGCUUAAUCUGUGGUCAAAUACAUCAUUUUUAGUGGCCUGUGGCCGUCUCUCUGAUUGUGGUAUAAAGAGACAUGGAAGUUCUUAAAUUUAUAUCAUCAAAUCAAAAUUCUUCAAUUUCAGUAUUGGGGUAAAUAAUAACAGCAUCAGCUAAUGUGAUUGGAAUAUGUAUUAUGUCAGUCUGUGUGGUCUUCUGAUGAAGUUAAGGGGAUUAGGAUACAGAUUACAGUUUUCUUUCUUCAGUGACAGGAGGAGACAAUGUGCUACCAGUCUGUCUUUUUCAUCAUGAAUUUAGGAAGACUAAGUCCCUUUAUCUCUCUUUCUUUUAUAGUCAACUUUCUUUUGAAUCACUUGCCAUCUCUUUCAUUUUAUAUAUUUAACAACAGCACUUUAAAAAUACUAAUCACCUUACAAAUCAUUGUUCUUACAUGGUCAUGGUUUUUUUGUUAGUGUGUCCCUUAGAUGCAUCUUGGUGUGUGUUUCUUUCAACUUAGACACAAAUUAAUUAGAUAAUAGAAAUACAUAGAAAGGACAUACUGAGAAUUAAAAAAUCUCACAGGAUGGCCUUCUGUCAAAAAUACUAGUUGAUGAAAGUAUUAGAGAUAUACAAAAUGUUUUUCAGACACUUAAGAAGAAUUGCUGUUCAAAGGAGCUUGUAGUCAAAGCACAGACACAAAAUGUGCCUUAAAUUUUUCUUAUUUAUUUGGUAGCUUGCAUCUGCCAUGUUAAAUAUCUUAUGGAAUAGAGCAUGGAGUAACAGCCAGCUGAGCACAAAUGGAUGAACAAGAGAAGAGCUGUGCUGACAUAACUGCACUGUUCCAGUGCUGACACUUCUCUGGGGUGUCAGCAAAGCUUCUCAACACAUAUAAACCCACUGUUGCCAAAUCAGGAGAAUUUAUUGCAUGGAAGAGUUUUGGGUUUUAAAUUCCCAGCUGCUGCAUGAUUGUGUCCUGGAUGAGGUAGAGAAGUGAGAAUUUGAUGGACAGAUACACCUUGAGGGAGACAGAUGGCCUGCCAUGGCUGUCCAUUUUCAUGUUGCAGCCCAAGUUUUAUGGUAAGAUAUAAUAAAGCAUUCCAAUUUUAAAUUUGGUGUAAGAGUGCAUUUGACCAAGUCAAGGGGAUUGAUACACUUCUUUCCCUGUAAUAUUUAUCAACUCUUACAUUCCUUUGCAUUCUUUUCACUAAAUGAAGUUGGUCUUUCCAGUGAGGUUAAGAUAAUUUUACAGUCCUCAUUCUGCCAGCCGUAAACUUUGCCUGCUGCUAAACUUUAUUAACCUUUAGAAAAACAAAUUAUGUGAAAGCUACAAUAUAUGCAGAAAGUCAUAGUAAAUAUAAUUCAUUUGGCAUCUGUUUUAUUUAAAUAGAUGAGAAGUCAUUCACAAAGUUUCUGACUAGAAUUCAAAUGUAGUAUGUAUGUUUCUGGACAGCUAAUAUAAUCCAGUUUUGUCUCUGUUGUCUCUCUUUGAAGAGAAAGUAAUCACAAUAAUUCACCUUUUAAUUUAUUUUCUGUUGUACACAGGGCUGAGUUUAUGAGCUAUCGUUAGGGGAAGUUUUGAUUUAUUUUUUUAUUGUUUUCUUAACUGUAGAAGUGUGUGUUUUGUUUUACCGGUGUACUUCAAAAUUAUUUUUAUAUACAAAUGGAUAUUGUAGGUUUGCUGUUAAUAGCAUAGAUUUAAGAGUUAGCCCUUUAUUUUCAUAGGUACGAGUCUAGUACUUGCCAAUCAACAAUAUGCGUGUUAAAGAAAAUGCACACACAAGUGAGAUUAGUUUAUAAUUUGCCACACAUCAUGGUCUGUGCAGUUUGAUGCCUUCUUUAAGAAAAACUUCAUUUCAGUGAAUUACUGUUUGUGGGGUUUUUUUAUAAGCUUCAUAGUGCAUGCAAGCUAGAAAACCUUACAAACCUGCAAGUGUUCUUACUACAAAAUUUUGGGGUUGAGUCUUCUGUACUGUGUAUGUAUGUUGGUUUUGUGUUGUCUAUGAAAUAUGAAUAAGGGCUUGUCCACAAAGUACCUGUAAAUUAUUUAUUUUUUGUGUAAGAGCACUUAUAUUGGGGUAUUGGUUAACCCUUCCCAGUGUUGAAGGCUGGUCAUAGUAACUGUUGCAUUUUAUACUUGUUGUUUCCUGGGCUCUGCAGUAGGCAUGGUGAAACUAUAGGAAAAAGCCAAUCAAUUAUCUCACCAGAAAAUUUGUUAUCUAAAUAUAAUGUGAAUUAGUUGCUUUUUAUUCUUGUGCUACACAACUUUUUCCUCUCUAUAAAAAAAAAAAAUCUGUGAUGUAGGAAUUAGUAAUAACAACAUUGAAAUUCUGAGUAAAAUUUAAGUCUGACCAGCAUCUCCUCUGAUGUCAGGAACCUACUUCUGUGAUACCUGCUUCUGCCUCCUUUGAAUAGGUGAGGGAGCUCUGUUUUUCUAAAUCAACAUGCAUUUGCAGUUGCUUUCAUAUUACAUUUUUGCAUUUUUCUGGCACACUUCAGUAAUGAGGUAAUUGACUGAGCAGUGGAUUUCUUCAGUGUUUCAGUACUUCAGUUUCAGCAGAGCUGCUGAUUACACAGGUACCUGUGUGGGAAUACUAGUGUGGAAGAACUAAUGCCCUGCCCUCCAAACCUACAGUGUUUCCUGAUCUUGUAUUAAAUUGUCUUCAUCUUGUUUUACCUCUCCUGUGCUUUGAACUUACCAAACUUUUUAAGCUAAAGCUUGGGCUGCAUAUCAUUCCUACUUGACUUUCUUACUUGUAUUUCUUGCUUUUGCAUGUGAAAUCCUUUUUUAACAUGUUCUGUUUAUGCACUGUGGAUUGUUUCAGGUUUGUAUGCCUGUAUUUAAGGGCUUACAUCACACUGUUGUAGGUUGGUCACAUUCCAGAUUUUCUGUUUGAUAUCAUUUAUCAUUUACCAUCUGGGUGAUUACUUUAAAUCCUUUAUUCUCCAUGAAAAAAUCUUUCAUACUUCUCAUUAUUUUUGGAAAGGUCUUGAUGAGUGCACAUAUGAGUUAACUCCUUGACCUCAUUCCAUCUUCCAAGAAAAUCUCUCUUCUCCUUUGCCUGCCUGUGAGAACUAGAGGAAGAGGAAAUAAAUUAUUUCAAGUGCUCUUUUUUUCCCUUUAAUAAGUGCCUUCCUUACUUAACCUGGUAUGUCUUAAUUGUUUCUUUUAUUUCUGCCUCCCAUGCUCCCAGGCACAUACAAGCCCCUCUCUCAUGUUUGACUGCUGCUUGUUCAAUCAUGGAAACUUUUUGAGUUGUUUACUGUUCUGAAAAGAAGUAUAAAAUUGCAUGUAUACUCUGGAGGGCAGGAAAUAAUAAGUAAACUUCACAAGUUAAGGAAGUAAUUAAAUGGAUUAAUACUUUUUUUCUGGAGGGAUUUUUUAUAUGGUUUAGUUAAUAGCUCAGAAUUCUUUAGUGGAGGGGGUUUUCUUUUACAUUUUACCUGUUUAAAAGUCUUUAUAUUAAUUUUAAUAUUUAAUAUAAAACUCCUGAUGUUUCAGCUUUUAGAGAUUAAUUUCAGUCUUGCCUAUGAGGCAGGAAAGCCCUAUCACCAUUUCAGAGAUGUAGCAUAAAUGGUAUCUUGCCCAAAGUUGCCUUGGUAAGUCUGAUGAGCAAGGAAUAGAUGUUAAUACCCUAAGUCCAGUGUGCCCCAAGUCCAGCAGAGCCCAUCUGUACUUUAAAUGAAAUGGUACCAAUGAAAAGUCAGUUUUCUUUUACCCCCAGCACUAGAGAUGUUCAAUUGUUUCUUUUCCUUGUUCUGUACAAGUACAAUUUAAAGGGAAAAUAAGGCAGCCAUAAAAUAGCUUUUUCUGCAUUUUAUUUGAAGUUUUUUGCAUUGUCAUUUUUUGUUGAUUUGUUGUUUUCUUGUGAGCACCUCUGUGGAAGCAAGCUGGACACAGUAGUAGAUUUAGGAGAAGCAUAAUAUCCUUCACUUUAAGGUGACUGAUUCACUUUGCUACUAAUCAAAAGCUGAUGCCAUGGGAAAACUAUGAGGAAUUGUCAUCACAUGAGGAAUUAAGCAUAAUGAUGCAUUGUGGGGUCUAUAUCACUUUGCCAUUCUCUUGUAGAGAAGCAAAGACUAUUGCAAUAAAGAAUAUUCAUGCACAAAUAGUCAGCUUAGAAUACAAUGCUGACUUAACACUUCUCUACACCUGGAUUGUGUUGUUACGCUAGUUUUUUGAGAUGUGUUAGUAAUGUAUUGCUUGUCUCUACUUUUUAGAUGUUUUCUUUGUUAGAUUUCUCAGUUUUAUGCUUCCUUUUUUUUUUUUAUCGCUUAGGUUUUAAGUGUGGAGUUUUACAUUGUAAUUUUGAUUACAUCUCUAGUGCUGUGACCAGUUCUGGGCUCACCAGCUCGAGAGGGAAAUGGGGCUACAGGAGAGAGUCCAGCAAAGUGACGAGAAGAUGAUGGACUCAGCCAUCUCACCUGUGAGGAAAGGCUGAGAGACAUGGGAUUUUUCAUCCUGGAGAAGAGAAGGCUGAGGGGAAUUCCAUCAAUGUGUACAAACAUUGAAGGGAGGACACAAAGAUGGGGGAGCCAGGAAUGACAGCCCUGAGGCAGUGGGCACACACUGAAACACAGGGAGUUCCCUCUGAAUAGAGGAAAUACUUUCUUACUGUGAAGGUGAUUGGGCACUGGCAUGGAUUGCCCAGAGAAGUUGGGAAGUCUCCAUCACUGGAUAUAUUCAAAAAUUGGGUGUGGUCUUGGGCAGCUGGCUGUGGGUGGCUUUGCUUUGAGCAGGGGCAAAGGCACCUUCCAACCUCAGUCACUCUAUGAUCUUUAACUUUGCUGUCUUUGUCUAUCUUCCACUUUUUCUCAUGUUUACAAAUUGUUAAUAAAUAUGAUUAAAGCGAGUA
This is a messenger RNA of Zonotrichia albicollis (white-throated sparrow), 7102 nucleotides long. The record is from RefSeq and is a predicted model, not a curated record. NCBI's taxonomy places the organism in Eukaryota, Metazoa, Chordata, Aves, Passeriformes, Passerellidae.